AUGGAACGUGUACAUUUGCACCCACCGGCACCGCCACUGCCCCCAUUGCUGCACCCAAUGCGACGGGCCGUACCGGAUUAUCAGGGGCUAGAUUUCCCAGUCGAAUCGGAUUGCUCGCCGGUUAGCAGUGACGCCGAAAGUGAGUAUGACAAUUGCACCGACGACGAAGGUGAGGGUUAUGAUUCAGAACUAGAAUCCGAAAAUUCUAUUAGCGAGAGGGUAGACUUCCCAGACGUACUGGAUGCCCCGCUGGUGAACGAAGAAAUCGAAAGCAUCGAGGACAAAAUUGAGGAAUGUGUAUCUAAUGAAGAUGACAAUAGCACCGACGACGAAGGUGAAAGUUCUGAGGGUGAGCGGGUUAUAUCCAGAGGAUCUGACUAUGAUUCAGAAGUGGAAUGCAAUGAGCCUUUUUGGGUGACCUACUUCCAACAGGUUGAUGAGAGCGAGCGUAUUGAUGUUAAAAAACAAUACAAAAAAUAUCCUGGGCGACGCCUGCUGCCCUCCUAUCCCCUACGCCACUACUUACGUGAUCGUAAAAAAAGAAGGAUGUUGAGGGGUUAUGCUGAAGGAGCACUUAAGAAAUAUAAUGAUGAUAAGGGCACAGACUAUGUGUUUGAGACAGUUCGGAAGGUGAAGGGAUAUGGCUGUCGUGACCACAUGUACUUUCUUAUCUUUUUAGCCAAGAUGGGUAAUGGAUAUAGGCAGUUUUUUCAAGCUAUGGUGGUCAAAGAUCAAAAGGAUAAUGUGGACUUCCCGGUCGUCAUGUCAAGGGUAGAUGAUUAACUUCUAGACAUUUUAAGAUGCUGCUUCUGAUGUUAUAACAUGUUUAAAUUUCUGACAGCAGUCUUCAAGUAUCAUUACUGCUUAUUUGUUAUAGUAGAACCAAUAGUUUUAUGUCUAAUUCACAUCUAUAAGAUUAAGACCGUUAUAAAUAUAUUAGCAUACUUUAGGAAUCAAUUAACAAGUAG
Molecule: messenger RNA, 968 nt
Organism: Solanum verrucosum
Lineage: Eukaryota; Viridiplantae; Streptophyta; Magnoliopsida; Solanales; Solanaceae
Exons: 4
Coding region: 1-783 (260 amino acids)
Source: RefSeq, a predicted model, not a curated record